UGCGUACAGACUCAUCCUGCUGUCUUGCUGAGUCGAUCUUUGCAUGGGUAAAUAAGAACAGCGUUGGAUUACCCUGUCUGCUUAUCUCCAUUGCAAAAUAUAUCUAAGAUUAAAAUGAAGCCACAGCAUUUGGUCAGCUUCUUGUUGGUGACUGCCUGGGCUGAAGCUGGCGCUGAGGACCGCACUUCUACAGGAGUCAUGUGGCAGGCAGCCAACGCCCGCGACGGAGUGAGAACCACGGCCACGGAAGAGAUCUCACCGGGGAGCGAAUUGCUGUGCGCCGUGGAGGCCAGCAAGCGGUCUUGGUGCACCUUCUACUGCUACAUCGAUGAUGUCUGUAGAUUGUACGAUAUCGUCUUUCCACCGUCGAUAUUUCCUUCCACUGUCAACUGCAAAACGAACUUUCCUUCCCGAAGUGUCUGCAGCUCCCCCUUUGCUGUCAUUCCGAUGCUGGAGGAUUUGGGCUGUAUCUACAUGUCCUUAACCAGAGGAGGUGGAACGAAUCCCGGGAAGACUGCUACACUUACGACUACAAGUGGGUGGGAGUCAUCGCUCGAGCCUGGGUGGACGGUCGUGCGGCGGUCGACGUGUGAACAGCGGAGAGCCAACGGACCCAUUGAUGCAACCAUGUGCGGCAUCAUGCAACCUGGAAACACGAUGGAUGAUACAUAUUGUUCCAGUGCUGUAGAGUAUGUCUGCCAGGCCAACCGAACCACCACAUAG
Messenger RNA from Penaeus monodon (black tiger shrimp), 723 nucleotides. RefSeq lists its product as uncharacterized. The record is from RefSeq and is a predicted model, not a curated record. NCBI's taxonomy places the organism in Eukaryota, Metazoa, Arthropoda, Malacostraca, Decapoda, Penaeidae. Bases 115 to 723 code for a protein of 202 amino acids. The transcript is spliced from 4 exons.